GUAAUGUAGAAGUGGCAACAAUAAUAACUGACCAUGAAUUAGCACUCAUGAAAACAAUUUCUAAAGAAUUCUUUAAUACACAGUAUCAGUUAUGUACUUGGUAUAUCUUCAAGAAUAUUAGAAGCAAGUUUAAAAAACUUGUUGAUAUUGAAGAGUUCAUUAAAAUCAUUCAAAAACUCAUGUAUGAUAAUAAUCUAGAAAAUGAUCAAAUUGAUCAAGAGAUUGCAGCAUUAUGGAAACAAUUUUCAGAGGCAAAGACUUAUAUGUACAAAACUUGGAUAUCCUAUAAAAAUAGCUGUUGA
Molecule: messenger RNA, 302 nt
Organism: Racocetra persica
Lineage: Eukaryota; Fungi; Glomeromycota; Glomeromycetes; Diversisporales; Gigasporaceae
Source: the annotation of a GenBank genome assembly